AGACAAAAUCUGAUCCUCCUCUGCAAGCUCUGUGUAGAUGGUAAGUGUACAUGGUUUGCUUGGAUGAUGCACUGUCUGUGAAACUUUUAACUUCCUGUCAUUACAACAUUGAAGGAAAGUACCCUAAACCAUUUUAUCAUUUUGCAUGAUUUAAUUAAAUAAGAUCAGAAAAAACAUAAUUUGUUCCUUAGGUAAACUUAAUCCUCAUUCUGUUCUUAAAUGUUAAGGUGAAUGUUAGACCUAAAAUGUAUCUUGAAAACGAAACAUUAAAAAAAAUAUUAAGUUGAUAGAAACAUGAAAAGUUUUAAAGUAAUUUUUUAACUGCCCCUUGAUUAGAGACAGCUUGUAAGUUGAUGGUCAAGAGAGGAGUGGUUCUCAAGCUGAAAGGGGUAUGGUACACAUGUGACACAGAGACAGACAGGACCUUGGUUAUGGAAGCUUUGGCCAUAAUAUCCAGGUUCCCUCGACCAGCUGUAAGUCCACGUAUUCCACUCUACCGGGUCAUAUACAUCAACAGCGUGUUAUGAAUUUAAACAAAUCUAAAACUAUUCUCACGCAAACCACUUUGGAUCAGGCAUUCUCAACUUCAGUUUUAAAGGGGUCAGACCAGGUUGUCAUGUAAUUAAAAUGAUGCACAAAGCCAAGGGAAAUAAAUCUUUUGAUCAAACCUGAAAACAAGUUUAUAAACCCAGCAUCUACACUUUAUAUAAACACCAGACUCUACAGAACAUUCCAGACACUAUAUUCAUUUUUUAAAAUUACAUAUUUUAAUUACAAUUCCAAUGCUGGCAAUGGCAUCUGAGUAUAAAGUAUUAAUUUUUAAUUUAAUAAAAAGUAUAAAUUAAUGUUUUAAUAUUUUUACUUUUGGCUUAUAUUAAAAAAAAACAUUUUCUUUUUGUUUCCUCAGGAGAAAAUAUGCUAUGAAGGUUUCCUUACCUGUCUGACAGAUGCCCUGAUUGAACAGGAACACAGGGAACAGGUCCUGGAAGUGGUGGCAAAUCUUGGCAAGAAACAUUUACCUGUGAGUCACAUGAUCAUGCAUGCAUCCCAACGUUGAUGUACAAUAAAAUAUUGAUGAUCGAUAUCAUUUAAUUCUAAACAUUUCUUUCCAGUUACAUAUCCAAUAUGGGUGCAAUGGUCUUUCCUGAUCACUCACAUAGUAUCCUAUGUAAGACUAAUAAGAAUAAGCCUUUUUGGACAACAAAUGUGUCAUUUAAAAGAAAAGUGCAUUUUUAAAAUAUUUUAAAAUAUUAUUUUACACUUCUUGUUGUAGAAACCUGGCUAUGCCACAUUCAAUGCAAAUUAUGUCAACCGUAAAAUCAAUAAUUUCUUAUUAAAGCUCAUUUUAUAGUUUCUUAAAAAUAAUAUAUAAAGAAUUAAACAUAUAACUAUGCCUAUAAGUUUAUUUUAAAAACUUGAAGUCUGUGAAUUCUUUCUGAGAUAAUCCCCUAAUGGAAAUAAUUUUUUUAAAAUAAUUUAUCUACACAGCAAAUGUUUGAAGCCGGUCUGAUGCAGAAACUGGUGGCAUGUUUUGGAGACAAAGUGUUUGCCCGUCGUCUCUACCCCAGUGUCCUGUCCAUCCUUGCUGCCUACAGUUCCAUUGGUGAGAAGGAGAAAUUCUCACAGAAAUACUCAAAAGUUUUUAACAUUUUGUCUUUUGGUUGUUUCUCUUGGCAAUCAUUUCUAUUUCACAAGAGGGCUUAAAUAUUUUCAAGUAGCAAUGUUGGAACAUAUGUGUCACAGUUUUAGAACAUUUUAAACAGUAACAAUAAAAAUCAUUUAUGGAAAAAAAUUUGAGAUUCAAUUUUGUUUUGAUGUGUUUUUCAAUGAAAUUAUUUCAGCAUCAAUUUAUAUAAACAGUUUUUGUUCCUGCAUUGAAAUUAAUUUUCAUAAAAAAUAUUAAACCUUAUACUUGGUUAAACCUAGAGUUUUGCCAAAUGUAAAAUGUUAUGAUUAACUUUUUAACUCCUUUGCUACAUUCAUGUGUAAAUAAUGCUUUUGUUCUUUGGUAAAACUAUUUUCUAAAGCCUAAAGAUUUUUGCUUUAAUGUUUGAUUUCCAUCCAAUCCUGUCCAAUUGAACAUAAACAAGUGUUGUCAUGGUAACUAGACAAGUAGAGAUUUUGAAUAAUGUAUUGUUUUCUGACAAGUAGACCUAGUUUAGAGGCUAUGAUCAGCAAUUUUUCUUUUAAAGGGAAACACUCGGCAAUCUCAAAAUAGUAAUGGAUAUGUGAAAGCCAGUUUUAUUGACUGCUAGAAAGAUUCAGUCCAAGACCUGUGGGCAGUUUCAAAUUUAACUAUCAGUGGAAGAAGAGAGAGUUGUGGGCCUUGCCAAAUUUAUGACGAGUUUAGGAAGGGGGACAACUUUUCAGGUUUGGGAAAAGUGUGUACGUUCUGAUUUGAAAUGUCCUAAAGUUAAUUUUGUUUCAUUGUUCCCUCAGAUAAAGUGCGUGACCUACUGCUAGAGAACAAAGGCAAGGCCUACACUCUAGUCCUUGACACAGCUUUCCUUACCAGUGAUUUUAGUGUCCUGCAAUCUUGUAUCACAAUUGUCAGCAAACUGAGCACUGCAGGUACAUAUAUAUGGUACAGUAGGUCAGCAAAGUGGUCGAAUUAACAGGUUAUGAAAACUUUUCAUUUAACUGCAUGUUUUAGUUUGAGAAUCAAACUUAUUAUUUGAAUGGGCUCCCUUCUCAGUUGUCCCCGCUGAACUACUUAAGGCCAAUACCCUUCUCCUGGUGGCGUACAUUGACAAGUUGCUCAAAACAGGACCAGAUGGGCUUGUGUUACAUGGACUCAUGCAGCUGCAGGACUACCUGAAAGGUGAGGCCACUUCUUUAAAGUUAUCACAAAUUUUUCUCACUUGGAAAUUUACAUCUGCUUUUAUCAACAGUUUAAUAACUACGUUCACAUCCAUCUUCAAUCAGCGAGGGAGAGGGCAUGAAAAAAGGGAGGGGUGGGGUUGUAUGACCAAUGGAAAUACAAAGGAAAGGAAAAAUGUUAAAAGCCUAUUGCCAUUUUUUUAUCUCCACUGUUCAUUUCCUCAGACAUAUUUAUGUAUUAGUUCAUGAACGGCAUUGUAUACAAUCACAAUAGAUAAACUAUCAGGCAUGAUCUAAGGUGAACAUUAUUUUAUGUCUUCCACAUUUGACAUUCUCAUUAUUACUGCCACAAUAACUUGCCUGAAUAAAACCUAAUCCGUCAUAACUCUUCUCACUCCAGUUGACCACCUGUUCCAAUCAUUCCGUGAACACCACACGCACCGGGUUGUUGAAAUAUUGUGCAACGCCCCCUACAAGCCCCCUGUGCAGUAUAUGGCUGGCCGUGUCCUUGAAAUCCUCACCGGGGUGAGGAGACGGUCUAGUAACUUUGAUGACCAUCAUGAGGGAUCAGCCCCUUCCUUGGAGCUGAGAAGAGACAGAUCUGAUGAAAACGAUGAUGGAAAAAGCAAUGAUAAAGUUGCCAAAAAAGUUUCCACGUCCGAUAGUUUUCAACCGGCUGAACUGGAGACGGUGAUGGAGAAAUUACU
Molecule: messenger RNA, 3527 nt
Organism: Lymnaea stagnalis (great pond snail)
Lineage: Eukaryota; Metazoa; Mollusca; Gastropoda; Lymnaeidae
Source: the annotation of a GenBank genome assembly